This is a messenger RNA of Penicillium alfredii, 999 nucleotides long. RefSeq names its product NAD(P)H-dependent flavin oxidoreductase. The record is from RefSeq and is a predicted model, not a curated record. Gene Ontology annotation, molecular function: nitronate monooxygenase activity. Bases 1 to 999 code for a protein of 332 amino acids. The transcript is spliced from 4 exons. Lineage: Eukaryota; Fungi; Ascomycota; Eurotiomycetes; Eurotiales; Aspergillaceae.
AUGCCGUUCAACACAGCCCUGACGCGCAGGCUGGGCAUUCGCGUGCCCGUGGUGCAAGGAGGCAUGCAGUGGGUGGGAUAUGCCGAGCUGGCCUCGGCAGUCAGCAACGCCGGCGGACUGGGAAUAAUCACCGCCCUAACCCAGCCAACCCCUGAAGACCUACGAAAAGAGAUCCGCAAAUGUCGCACCCUGACCAAGAACCCAUUCGGCAUCAACCUGACCCUCCUCCCCGCCCUGGUGCCCCCGGAUUACGGCGCCUACGCCCAAGUCAUCAUCGACGAGGGAAUCAAGAUCGUCGAGACCGCCGGCAACAACCCGGGCCCGGUGAUUUCGCAGUUGAAGAAGGCCAACACGAUUAUCCUGCACAAGUGCACCACGAUCCGGCACGCCAAAUCCGCCGUCAAGCUCGGCGUGGAUUUCCUGUCCAUUGACGGAUUCGAGUGCGCCGGCCAUGUCGGUGAGAACGAUAUCACCAAUUUCAUCCUCUUGAGCCGUGCGCGUCAGGACUUGGGGGUUCCGUUUAUUGCCUCGGGUGGGUUUGCCGAUGGCCAGGGGUUGGCGGCGGCGCUGGCGCUUGGUGCUGAGGGGAUCAAUAUGGGGACUCGCUUUAUGAGCACCGUCGAGGCGCCGAUUCACCAGAGGGUCAAGGAGGCCAUCGUCAAUGCCCAGGAGACUGACACUGCUCUGGUGCUGCGCCGCUGGAAGAACACUACCCGCCUCUUUGCCAACAAGGUUACCCAGGAUGCCCUGAAGGUGGAGAAAGAGAGCACGACGGGGGAAUUCAAGGAGAUUGGGCCGUUUGUCAGUGGCCAGCGCGGUCGCCAGGUCUUCUUGAAUGGGGAUGUUAACUUUGGCGUGUGGACGGCCGGUCAGGUCAUCGGGUUGAUCCAUGAUAUCCCUACCUGCAACGAGUUGCUCACUCGCAUCGAGAAGGAGGCCCUGGAGGCUAUGAACCGAACCCGGGCGUUGUACAGCGAGUCUCCGGCCAGCAAGCUCUAA